This is a messenger RNA of Schizophyllum commune H4-8, 2769 nucleotides long. RefSeq lists its product as uncharacterized. NCBI's taxonomy places the organism in Eukaryota, Fungi, Basidiomycota, Agaricomycetes, Agaricales, Schizophyllaceae. The record is from RefSeq and is a predicted model, not a curated record. The transcript is spliced from 10 exons. Bases 23 to 2617 code for a protein of 864 amino acids. Gene Ontology annotation, molecular function: ubiquitin conjugating enzyme activity.
GCCAUCUUCACUACCUUGCAACAUGGCGGGGAAACGACCUAUGCUGCACACAAGUCCGCGCAAGACUCGAGCAACCCAAGUAGAAGUGAUCGACCUCUGCAGCGAUUCUGAGGACGAAAAUGCGGCACCUCCAGCGAAGCGGGCACGUCUCGAAAGCCCUGUCGUCGUCGAGGAGUUCGUACAAGGAAGCUCGAGGGGGAAUGCUGCCUGCGCGCCGACGUACAUUGGAUCAGAUGAGGAACUGGCUCGACGGUUGGCCGCGGAGUGGGGCGAGAUAGAGGUUGAGGGGAAUGACCUUGAAAUGACCCCAUCUCAACAAACUCGAUUCGACUCGGACGAGGAACUAGCGCGUCGUCUGGCCGCGGAAGAGCUGAGCAAUAUAUAUGCAGCACCGCAGGAUAUUGAUGCCACAGUGGACGCGGAUGUUGGUACUUCGUCACGACCCCCUCGAGUAGAGACCAAGGAAAAGGACGUGCAGAGGACGGUUGGUGACACGGACGAUCCGGAAGAAGCAUUGCGAGUCUUUGCAGAUACAUUCACUCUUGCAAGGCCUUGCAGUCAGUGCGGAAAGGAUGUCCCUUCGCCCCGCGGCCAUCAGGUUGUUCUCAAUGGAGAUGCCAAUCUGCCCCCAAGCCUCGGGUUGCUGCUACACGCCCCCUGUUCGUCAUGCACCGCAAAUCACUGCCGGGGUUGCUUCACGACAGUAAAAUGUCCGAAGAAUUGCAAGGGACCAGCAAAGUCGACGACCUGCACCGUCCAUGUAUGCUGCCCGGACGUCCGCGUCAUAGCGCUGUUCGAAGCUUUGGGUAGCUUCGACCGUCAAAUACUCAACGAGCGAAGUGCAGCAGAGGCCAGGGCAGCCGAGGCAUCGAAAGGCAAGGGCAAACACGUGGGCUCAGUUGGUCCUGGAGGUACUGGCUACGGCACGGGUUCGCGCGGUGGCUACGACAGCUACAUGUCCUACGGCUUGCUCUCUACCCGCUACAGUCGAUACAACGCCCCGCAACCGCAGCGCCAAGAAAACAGGAAUCAGGCCCUCGCAAAGCAUUGGGACACCCUUACCGUCCGCGCCUUUCAAAUCAUCACGGACCUCCUUCCUGCGCCUUACUCCGCGGAACCUGCAGUAUAUGAUAUGCUCCCUCACGCAGCCACCGGCCAUCUCAUCGUUCUGUCCCUGCUUCCGGACGUACUAGCGUCUCUGCUGCGGAACGACUCUGUCACGGACUGGAUUUCUCGCGUCGAGACGUAUCGCGCGCUUCUAGCACUGCUCAAGCGUCUAGCGGACAGCGAACUCACAGCGCGCGUGCUAGUAGGGUCUCGCCGGGAGAUGCGACUGAGCUGCGGGAUAGAGCUAUGGAUGUGGAAGGACGGUGAGCUAUUAUGGGAGAAGAACGGCGACGACUUCUCGAUGCUGCCGCCUCUAUACGAGCAUUUCAAGAAGCUCGCCAAGCAAUGCUCCGCGUUCUCGACGGCGGUACAGCAGAAGAACGAGGAGCUGGACGACGACACCAUCGCAGCUGUAUCGUUGUGCGGCGACAUCAUGGCAGCGAAGGACGACGUCGAUCGUGUUAUGAAGAUGCUUGAAAACAGUGGCGCGAUGGUGAAGGAGAAGGCAUCAGCAUCGAAAGGGAAGGCACCGGAGAAUUCAAAGGACGCGGUCGAGCGCCGGUACAUCGAGAUAUGCGAAAGAUUGGCGUUCCGGCACAUCCCCCUCGACGACGCCAGCCGGGGGAUCAGCAGCCGUGAGGGACUCAACUACAGCAACUACAACUACAACCAGCAAGUCCAACAAACUCAGCGCUCCACCCGCCGGAGUGGCGACACCCUGCACAUCGCCCGGGAGCAAGCCGCGCUGUCGACCAGCCUUCCCCCGGGUAUCUUCGUGCGCGUCGACGAGACGCGGAACGAUGUUAUCAAAGCCAUGAUCGCUGGCCCGGACGGCACGCCGUACGCCGGUGGGCUGUAUGAGUUUGACAUCUUCUUGCCCCUUGAAUAUCCCAGGGCGCCCCCGCUGGUCCAUCUUCGGACGACAGGUGGCGGGAAGGUGAGGUUUAACCCGAACUUGUACGAGAGCGGGAAGGUGUGCCUGUCCCUUUUGGGGACUUGGCCCGGUUCGGCGGAAGAGCAAUGGCAGCCGUACAAGUCAACCCUCUUGCAAGUCUUUAUCAGCAUACAGAGCAUGAUCCUCAUCGAUGUACCCUACUUCAACGAACCAGGAAUGGGUGCCGCCAACCCUCGCAAUCAGCGGAGCAUCAUGUAUAAUCGCAACGUCAACGUCGAGAACACGCGCCUGGCGAUUGUCGGCUGGAUGAAGAACGAACAUCGAUAUGGAAUAUGGCGGGAUGUUAUCAAGUCACACUUUCUGACCCGCAGGGACAUCAUCUAUAAGCAAAUCAAGGAGUGGGCUGCCGCUGAGCCACGAAUGAAAGCAUACAGUCCCCAGUAUUCGAUGGACAGCCUCAUGCUUGCGUAUCCGUACCCCACCUACUCUUACUCAGGGCACAGGCGGCAAGCGAAUGAGGUGCGCCAGGGUGGGCUCAAUCUGGUCGCCGAGUUUGAACGAGCGGUGGGAGAUCUGACAUCUUGGGAGACCGACCAAGAUGGUGAUGAUGACUGAGAGUCUUCCCCGUUCGGCGCACCUGCUCGCUUCUCUCGCGCCACCACAUCUCUCCAUCUCCUGGUCAGAUCCCCGUGCAGGCUUGCUCCCACCUACCGAACAACAGACCUACCUUUACAUAACGGCCCAAUGAUCAUGCUUGUCCUUGUCCA